Messenger RNA from Pseudo-nitzschia multistriata, 2210 nucleotides. NCBI's taxonomy places the organism in Eukaryota, Bacillariophyta, Bacillariophyceae, Bacillariales, Bacillariaceae. The record is from the annotation of a GenBank genome assembly.
AUUUAAAAAAAAACACCUUGCACAAAUAUCAAGCAAAAAAACAAACAUAUCGAAUUCACCAUGGCGAUGCCGAAAGAUAUUGAAGCAAUUUUGUCCUCCCUGGGCGAAACCGAAAGUCGUAAGUGAAUCAAUAAGUGACAGAUUGGGACUGUUCGUUUAGUGGCUCGUUCAAAUCGCGAUUGCAAGGAUAUUUUGUUUUGGCUUCGGUUUCUUGUCCUGAGCCUUGAGUUCUAAUUCGCAUCCUUUGACCAUUCCUUGGCUUCCUUAUGUCGCAUCGCUGCCGUGCCGUGCGAUGUCAUGCCGCGUCGCGUGCCUGCUGCGAACCCUUCUCAAUCGCGUGCUGCCAAACAUACUAUUCAAUCCACGUUGCCGAUGGCGGCCGGAUGUUUCGAAAAACGAAUGCUACAUCYACUCGACAACAACGACCAAAACAACGACAACCAACUAUAGAACGCUUAAAGGAGUACAUUGAAUCUUUGCACGCCGAAAUUGAGAAACUCGGCGGCAGCGCUGGAACAGCGAUGGAUGCCGACGACGAUGACAACGAAGCCGACGGAGGUACUGCGGGAGGAGUAGAAGACGAUGGAUUUACUGUUCCACAAUACGUAUCUGGUGAAGACUACGACAAGCAAGCCGAUUUCAAGGCAAAAGCUGCCGAUGCRAAGAACAACGGCAACUACGAAGAAGCAUUGCAAUCCUACAACGAAGCUGUUCUGGCCGCCCCCCCGUCGGCGUUGCUGUACGCAAACCGUGCGAUUGCACUGGAAAAACUCGGGCACUACAAAGCRGCCGAGCUUGACUGUAAAUUGGCGUUGGAACAGAACCCAGAUUCUGCAAAAGCACUGAAAACUAGAGGGAAGCUGCGAUUCAUGCACCUCGAUGAUUGGGAAGGUGCUCUGAGGUACGUUUCCUGAGUGGGACCGCGAUGCAAUUUUUCUUUUGGGUGCCUAYCUAGCAGAGCMAAUACGAUGCARUCCUACGAAGCAUAGGAACUUAUGGCAGCUWUCUAAGUCGAAGUAUGUUCACAAAUGUUUGUUUCAACRAUGUUCGUAUCGUUAUCCUCCCCCSAAAACUAUUCAGGGACUUGAGCCAGGCACAAUCCAUUGAUUUCGAUCCAGACGUUGCUGAUAUGCUGAAGGAACUAACCAAGAAGAGAAUCGAAAAAGAAAAGGAAGAAGCYCACGAAAGAAUUCAAAAAGAAGAGGCAAUGCGAAAGAAGGCAGAGGAUAUCAAAAAAGCGCGAGAAGAAGCCAAGCGCGAAGCAGAGGAAGCCGCCGCUAGCAGUGCUGGUAUGGGUGGCAUGCCAGGAGGCAUGCCCGGUAUGGGAGGUAUGCCCGGCAUGGGAGGCAUGGGUGGUAUGCCCGGUAUGCCUAAUCCAGAUAUGAUGCAGGGUAUGAUGAAUGAUCCCGAGAUCAAAGAAGCGAUGCAAAACCCAAAGGUUGUGGCCGCCUUCUCGGAAAUAAUGAACGGUCCAGGAGGUCCAAUGGGGCUUCUGAGCAAUCCUGCGAAGCUCCAAGAACUAAUGGCGGAUCCAGACGUUGGUCCAGCUUUGAACCUCAUGAUGAAAAAAAUGAUGGGCGGGGGCGGCAUGCCUGGAAUGGGCGGUAUGGGCGGCAUGCCCGGAAUGGGAGGAAUGGGUGGUGCACCUUCCGAUGAUGAUGGCAUUCCCAACAUGGACGAGAUGCCUGACCUGGAUUAGGUUGUCGUCAUGGUCGACUUUGAGUGUUUGCUCUACUAUAACACAGACGCAUGAGCGGGCUACGUGCACUGCAGAAGAGUCAAUCUGCAAAAACGAAACACCAUACAACAUAAGUUCAAUGUAACAACAAGYAAUGUCCUGAAGCAGGGAGAUAUUAUUCCGAUUUAUGUUCUUCUAUUCUUUCGUCAAUUCAAAACUUACACCAUGGAAUCCUGCAUCAUAUACAUAUCUUCUUCGUGCGGUUUCAUCGGCCAGCCCRAGGAUUUUCGCAUCUUCAAUUAGAUUUGUGUKUCUAUUGGAAAAGAAUAUCGGUGGGCUGCGACGCUUUUGGUGUAUCAAGUGGUAAUCUUGAUGGUGUUGGGUAUUUCGGCGAAUCUAUCAUUCUCGAGUGCGUACGUGCCCGUGCGUGAAAAAAACGCAAGGCUUACUGUUACUCGUGGUGCAGAUCUUUCAUGACCAAAAUAACUUUCGUGGUGGUAAUGAUGGGUGACAAUAAUUAUUUGWAGAUGUU